Molecule: messenger RNA, 1191 nt
Organism: Protobothrops mucrosquamatus (brown spotted pit viper)
Lineage: Eukaryota; Metazoa; Chordata; Lepidosauria; Squamata; Viperidae
Product: RNA-binding protein FUS
Exons: 8
Biological process (GO): regulation of DNA-templated transcription
Cellular component (GO): nucleus
Molecular function (GO): RNA binding; transcription coregulator activity
Source: RefSeq, a predicted model, not a curated record
UUCCUAUAUUCUAAUCGUGAGGCUGCAUAUGUUCAACACUGGCCUGUUUCUAAUGUGAAUCGUGAUGGUGAGGUGAAAAAAAGGGGGGAGCCCACUCUCUGUCUAACUGAAUCUUUCCUUCCUUGUUUUCAUGUGACAAAAGGACCACGGGACCAAGGCUCACGUCAUGAUUCUGCUAGUGAGCAGGAUAAUUCUGACAAUAACACCAUCUUUGUCCAAGGACUUGGUGAAAACGUAACCAUUGAGUCGGUUUCAGAAUACUUUAAGCAGAUCGGCCUCAUCAAGAUGAACAAGAAAACCGGGCAGCCUAUGAUUAACCUGUAUACAGACCGGGAGACAGGAAAACUGAAAGGAGAAGCCACGGUUUCUUUUGAUGAUCCCCCGUCUGCAAAAGCUGCUAUUGAUUGGUUUGAUGGGAAAGAGUUCUCUGGCAACCCAAUUAAAGUUUCAUUUGCCACCCGGAGAGCAGACUUCACCCGAGGAGGGGGGAAUGGCCGUGGUGGAAGAGGCCGUGGCAGUAGAGGAGGACCAAUGGGCCGCGGUGGAUUUGGUGGCGGCGGCGGCAGUGGUGGUGGCGGCGGCGGCAACAGUGGCUCCAGUGGAGGCAGCCGGGGUGGUUUCCCUAGUGGCGGAGGCGGCCAGCAGCGUGCUGGAGACUGGAAGUGUCCCAAUCCGACGUGCGAGAACAUGAAUUUUUCGUGGCGCAAUGAAUGCAAUCAGUGCAAAGCACCCAAACAAGAUGGGCCUGGGGGACCACAUAUGGGGGGCGGAUUUGGUGAAGAACGACGUGGGGGACGGGGAGGCUUCGACAGAGGUGGUUUCCGGGGAGGCCGAGGUGGAUUCCGCGGUGGAAGAGGCGGAGACAGAGGCAGCUUUGGACCAGGAAAAAUGGACUCUAGAGGGGACCACAGACAAGACCGCCGGGAGAGACCUUAUUGAGCCAACAUAAGAUCCCAGACCAUGUGAAUUUAUAAACUUUUUUUAUUUUGUAUGUCUAACUUCAUUGCAAAUUGUGUACCCCAUGUUGAGUUUGUGUACAGACUUUGUAUGCCUGUCCUAUUAUUUUUUUUUUGACUGUACUUGGACUAAUCCCAGAUUACAAAAAAUAUAUUUUAGUUGUGUGGUUGUAAUUGCAAGGCGGGGGCGGACAUAGAGCUGAAUAAUAAAGAUGUUUUCAGUCAAUUCUCAAAA